Messenger RNA from Paraglomus brasilianum, 687 nucleotides. The record is from the annotation of a GenBank genome assembly. NCBI's taxonomy places the organism in Eukaryota, Fungi, Glomeromycota, Glomeromycetes, Paraglomerales, Paraglomeraceae.
AUGUUGACCUCCCAAACACGCCCCAAAACACCAUCUACUGAAUAUGGACCCUCACUCACUCCGCCAACACUUGAAGAAAUCAAUAUCUGCCAUUCAUCUAUAGACGUAGAAUUAAGUGAGAAUACAGAUAAUGCUCCUCCACUAGCCGUGGCAGAGGAUUCUAUCGCCACCACAGGGACUGGAGAAGCAGAUAACGAUAGUAAUCGUGGACGUUCGGGUCAUCUCCCGCCAUGGGUCCUCUUGAUCCUUACUGUCAGUAUUUUAGCUACUGCAGCUAUAGGAAUAUCAUUGAUUCAACUGAUAAUAUAUGCCAGCUAUUACGAAGAGAAAAGACGUUUUCUAAUUGUUUGGUGUAUAGCAGAGUCCCUGUUUCGUCUGUGGGCUAUUUUCUUUGCAGCCAUAAAUUUUUCUGCGAUUUAUGCAAUAAUCCAUUCGGUGGGAAUAUUCUUAGGACAAGGAUAUUACCUCCUCUUGGUCGAUUCAUUAUGGCCUGCUCCUGAUCCUCAGGACGUUCAGAACAAAUUCGAUGACUUUAUUCGUUGUAGUGGCGUGAGUUCAGCAGAUAAUUACGCCAAGUCGUUUGCUACUACCGGUCUCGUUGCAUGUCUGAUUAAUGUUGUCACCACCAUACCUUUAUUGUGUAUACUCCGACAUAUUCAGAAGGCAGAUUUUGAAGAUACUAACUAG